AUGAAUUACUUCAAGUCUUAUAAACAAAGAUGUAAGACAAAUUAACAAGCUGAAGAAGAACCUUCUCAAUUAUUGAUUCUCUGCAUGAAUUGUUAAGAGUAUAUAAGAUUAGAUUUAACAAAUAAACAUGCUAUGGUUUGCAAUCAAGUAACUGAGAACAUCGAUCAUAUUGAUAAAACUUACUCUUUUCUAGACGAGAAUCACUUUAAGUUAUAAAAAAUUCGAUUAAGUUUGAUGGAAAAAAAAAACAAUAUUUUAGCUCUUAGACUUAUAAGAAUAAUAGAACUAGUAGUUUAAAUUUCAACUAUUGGUAAAGUAGAAAUAUCUUGUUGUUAAACAUAUUUAGCAGAAAUAAACUAAUUAAAAUACAUGCCAAAAUCCUCAUUAAAUAUAAGUUUAUAUUUAGAAAGAAUUCAAGUACUUAUUGAAUAGAAAAUAAAAAUAUUGAAAGAGAAUUUGGAUAUAUAAAAUGAAUAGGAUAAUUUAAUUUAGUAUACUUCUAGCCCUUAGAAUAAAUUUGAAAAUUAAUUGAUUUAGGAGAAUUAAUCAAAUAAAUAUAGUAAUAAAGUAUAUUGUUUGAGUGCUGAUUAAGUAGAUACUCCUAUUGUAUCAAAGGGAUAAUUGGUUGAUUAAAUAAAUUAAAAAAUCUAGGAAUGUAAUACUUUAAAGAUGGAAUAGUAAUAUUAUAAUAAUCUCCUUAAUAAAAAUUUAUAAAUAAAUUAACGUCCUAAAUGGAUGAAUGGUGAGGAAGAUUAAGUUUAUUUACCUAGGCAACUUCAUAAAAAAAUGCUAACUUAAUAGGUUCCACAGAAAGUAAAUGCAAAAAGUGAAAUACUCACAAAUAUUUCAACAAAUGAUUUUGGUUUUUUAGAAGAAUAAUCACAAAAAUGUGAAUCUCAUUCUUAAAGGUUAUUUUAUUCAAAGUUAUUAAAAUUAAAACUAUAGAAUACUAAAAAAUCUUAAGUUUAAAAAUUAUCUGCUGUAAUAUUGUGGGAUGAGGCAUUAAAAUUGAGGUUAGGAUAAGAGGAUUUUGAUAAAUUUUUAAAAUAAGCAAUCGAUAAUCCAAAUAAAUAUAUUAACAACUAAUUUUGA
Paramecium sonneborni is the source of this 1092-nucleotide messenger RNA. The record is from the annotation of a GenBank genome assembly. NCBI's taxonomy places the organism in Eukaryota, Ciliophora, Oligohymenophorea, Peniculida, Parameciidae.